CAAGUUUACAUGGUAUCAGACACCCGGUUCUAUCCUCUUCCUCCACGAUCACCAUGACCAAUACGGGAGGGCAACCCACCCUUCCCACUACCGUCGGCCUGCCAACUGCUCCCCUCCCCGGCGGCCAGAUGACUGCUCCCCUCCAAUACGGGAGGGCAACCCACCCUUCCCUCUCCCCGGCAGCCAGAUGACUGCUCCCCUCCCCGGCGGCCCGCCAACUGCUCCUCCUCUUCCCGGCGGCCACCCACCUCUUCCCGCACCUCCCCCGCCCCCACCCCUCACUGCUGCCAUGACCACCGUCGUCCCUUCUCUGUCGUUCAGCGACACCAUCACGGACAUCACUCCAUUCAUCCCUAUCGUCCUCGACCUCCACAGCCACAAUUACUACCAUUGGCGCCACUUGUUUGAGAUCCAUCUUGGUCGUUGCUCUCUCCUGCACCACAUCUCCGGCGACUCGCCCCCGGCUUCUCAUGAUCCCCGGUGGCUCAAGCAGGACGACCUCGCCAUCAUUCAGUGGUUGUACACGCGCAUCUCCACCGAGCUCUUCAACCUCGUCGUCACCGACGGCGCGUCUGCUCGCGAUAUUUGGCUCGAGCUCCGUCGCCUUUUCCAGGACAACCGCGACGCUCGCGUCUCCGCCCUCAACACCGAGCUUCGCACCAUCACGUAGGGCGAUCGUCCGUUUGGCGUCUUCUGUCAACGCAUCAAGGCCAUCGGUGAUGAGCUGCGUGAACUUGGCGAGGUGGUUGCCGACCGAUCCCUUCUUCAUGCUCUAAUGGGCGGUCUUGAUGACCGCUUCGCACAGCAGGCCACCCUCAUCCCGCUGCUCUGCCCACUUCCCACCCUUGCUGAGGCCUGCUCCGUGCUCCAAAUGGAGGAGCAGAACCAGCAGCGCAAGGCCAACGCACCUCGGCUCUUCCACACCGCGGCUCGUCCGUCUGCUCCGGCGCCUCCGGCACCUCCGCCAGCGGCGCCCACGCAUCAACCUCCACCUGGCUGGCGUCCAAGUCCGAACUACAAGGGCAAAAACCCCGUUUACCGCCCGCCCAAGCAAGCAUCCGCGACUUCCUCGUCCGCGUCUGCACCGGCCUCUGCGUCCCCGGCUCCACCGCCACCCCAGCUGCCCUCCGGCUCCGAUCCUUCGACCUGGCGUCCCUCGCAUGAUCCGUGGACCGGGCUUGUUCAGGCCUGGCCCAUGCCCUGGUCCGCGCCGUCGCCCUACGGCGCCCCACCGGCGUACAGCGGCAGUUGGGCGCCCGGUCUGCGCCCGCCCGUCGGUGCUCCUGGCCUGCUCGGUGCGCGCCCUCCUCCACAUGCGUAUGCCGCGUACGCGCCACUGUACCAGGCGGCCGCCGCGCCUACGGCGUACUCUCUGUACCCCUACGGCGCGCCUCCGACGGCUAGCUGGGAUGCUGCUGCUUCUUCGUCGACUGCUCCUCCAUCGAGCCAGUCCACUUCCUCUACUUCGACUAUAGCUGCACCUGCUUGGGACCAGGCUGCCUUCAUCGCCGCCAUGAACUCCCUGACCACUCAGGACACAGGAUCUUCGCACCAAGGUGGAGAUAGCUCAGUUCAAUAGCUCCGGCGAUAUGUACAUGGUUCGCGAUGCUCCUUCAUCCUCGCCUCAUGCCAUGCUCGCCUCCAUCACUCUCUGGCACCGCCGACUCGGUCACCCCCAACCUGCUACAACGACCACCCUUCUUCAGGAAUUUCGGCUCCCUCAUGAUCGGGGCGUCCAUGAUUCGUCUUUGUGUCAUGUAUGCCAAAUGGGCAAGCAUGUUAGGCUACCCUUUGGUGCAUCUACUACGCGUAGUUCUUUUCCUUUCGAAAUGUUGCAUUGUGAUCUCUGGACAUCACCUACUCCUAGCGUUUCUGGUUUUAAGUAUUACCUUGUACUUUUAGAUGACUACUCUCAUUAUGUAUGGACCUUUCCCAUUCGCUCAAAGUCAGAUGUUCAUAGUUUGUUUGUCAAAUUCCACCGAUAUGUCUCUGCUCACUUCUCUCUCCCUAUUCGGUUUCUUCAAUGCGAUAAUGGUCGUGAGUUUGAUAACACUCGCAAUCGUGAUUUCUUUCUACACCACAGCAUUCUUCUUCGUUUCUCCUGCCCAUAUACAUCACCGUAGAACGGCAAAGCUGAGCGCUCCCUCCGCACUAUCAACGACAUUCUUCGCACCCUCCUCCAAGCAUCCAUGCCCUCCACAUAUUGGGCUGAAGCCCUUCGCCAUGCCACUUUUCUUCUUAAUAUUCGUCCCACCAAAACAUGCCCACGUUUUCCCCCCUACGAGUCCCUCUUCCUCACCGCCCCAGCCUACUCUGAUCUUCGUGUAUUUGGCUGUCUCUGCUUUCCUAAUUUGACAGCGACCACGCCUCAUAAACUUGCUCCACGAUCGUUGCCUUGUCUUUUUCUUGGCUACUCCGAUUCACACAAGGGCUAUCGCUGCCUGCACCUCCUCACCGGUCGCGUUUUUAUCUCUCGCCACGUCACGUUUGAUGAAACAAACUUUCCGUACGCCUCUCACCAAACUCCAGAUUUUUCUGCCCCAAUUUCUGGCGCUUCUCCUGCCCCUACGCGCCCACGAACGAUCGACGUGCAUGCGCUGCAUGGCCCUGUUCACCCGGGCCCCGCUGCUGAAUCUGCUCCCACCAAUCACACCGUCCCACCCGCCCGCUCCCAUGCACCUUCCUCGGAUCUGCCGCCUCCCCUCGACGCCCCCAGUGCUGCCUCGCUUUCCCCACCACCGCACUCCCCCACCAUCGUUUUUUGUCCCCAUUCCCCCGGGCCCAUUGCCUCACCAAUCCCAACUCCUUCUCCCGAUCUGCAUGCCUCUCCUUCCGUGCCCGAUUCUUCUCUCUCCCCCUCUUCGCUUUCCUUCCCGUCGCCGCCUCCUUCUUCUAAACUGCCUCGUACUGCUGUACCUGCACCUAUCCCAGCCAAUGACCAUCAGAUGCGUACUCGUGCUAAGGCGGGCUUUCGUCUUCCUGUGGAUCGUCUCAACCUCUCCACCACCACCACACCCAUCUCUCCCAUCCCCAAGUCCUACAAAGCCGCUCUCCUGGACCCAAACUAGUACGCAGCCAUGAAAGAAGAACAUGGCGCUCUCCUUCUCAACAACACGUGGUCUCUCGUCCCUCGCCCCUCUGGUGUCAAUAUCGUCUCCGGCAAAUGGGUGUUUCGUCAUAAGUUCCAUUCUGACGGCUCUCUUUCUCGCUACAAAGCUCGUUGGGUCUGUCGUGGUGACUCUCAGCAACCUGGCAUCGACUUUGACGAAAUGUUUUCUCCGGUCGUUAAACCGAGCACCAUCCGCGUUGUUCUUAGCUUAGCCGUCUCCUCUUCGUGGCCCAUUCAUCAGCUUGAUGUUAAAAAUGCCUUUCUCAAUGGCUCUCUGACCGAAACUGUAUAUUGUAGACAGCCUCUCGGUUUCUCUCACCCCACACUCCCCGACCACGUUUGUCACCUCCAGAAGUCUCUGUACGGGCUCAAACAGGCCCCGCGUGCGUGGUUUCAAUGAUUUGCCUCUUUCAUUCAGCGUGUUGGUUUCUCUCCUUCUUGCUCUGAUUCUUCUCUCUUUAUUUUUCACUCCAACGAUCACAUUUCCUAUCUACUUCUUUAUGUUGACGAUAUAGUGCUUACCGCUUCUUCCGACGCAUUCCUCUCACACAUUAUCUCUUCUCUUCGCUCGGAGUUUUCCAUGACGGAUCUUGGACCUCUUCAUCAUUUUCUUGGUAUCGCCGUCUCUCGCUCUUCCAUCGGUCUUUUUCUCUCGCAACGUCAAUAUGCUCUUGAUAUCCUCUCCAAAGCCGGCAUGAUCGACUGUCAUCCUGCUCGCACACCUGCUAAAAUCGGUUCUAAGCUCUCCACUGACGGCGGCCCCGCUGACGAUCCCACUCUUUACCGCAGCAUCACUGGCGCUUUGUAAUACAUCACCCUCACACGUCCUGAUAUAACCUAUGCUGUCCAGCAAGCCUGUCUAUACAUGCACGACCCACGUCUUCCGCAUAUGAAUCAUGUCAAACGUAUUAUGCGUUACCUCAAAGGCACUCUUGAUCAUGGCCUCUCCUUCACCCCUUCCUCUCCAACUACUCUCACAGCGUACUCAGAUGCAGAUUGGGCAGGAUGCCCGGACACUUGUCGGUCCACUUCGGGUUACUGUGUGUACCUGGGUGAUAAUAUGAUUUCAUGGUCUUCGAAGCGGCAGGCUGCCGUUUCCAGGUCGUCCGUGGAGGCCGAAUAUCGCUCAGUUGCUCAUGCUGUCGCAGAGAUGGUGUGGUUGCGCCAACUCCUAAGUGAGCUUCAUCGUCCUCUUCAUCAGGCCACUAUUGUGUAUUGUGACAACAUCUCUGCCGUCUACAUGUCCUGCAACCCCGUUCAGCAUCGACGAACCAAGCACAUCGAGAUCGACAUAAACUUCGUUCGCGAGAAGCUGGCUUUGGGCGACGUUCGAGUUCUUCACGUCCCUACAAGUGCCCAGUUUGCUGACAUCUUCACCAAAGGCCUGCCGGCGACGCCAUUCUUCGA
Messenger RNA from Triticum aestivum (bread wheat), 4516 nucleotides. RefSeq names its product vegetative cell wall protein gp1-like. The coding region runs from base 776 to 1579 and encodes 267 amino acids. The record is from RefSeq and is a predicted model, not a curated record. The transcript has 2 exons. NCBI's taxonomy places the organism in Eukaryota, Viridiplantae, Streptophyta, Magnoliopsida, Poales, Poaceae.